Temnothorax curvispinosus is the source of this 616-nucleotide messenger RNA. RefSeq lists its product as uncharacterized. The record is from RefSeq and is a predicted model, not a curated record. The coding region runs from base 150 to 530 and encodes 126 amino acids. NCBI's taxonomy places the organism in Eukaryota, Metazoa, Arthropoda, Insecta, Hymenoptera, Formicidae. The transcript is spliced from 2 exons.
UACAUGGAACGAAUCUACCGACAAUCCUUUUAAACGAUCCGAUAUUGCACAAUUUUCUUAUUUGCAACAAAUAUAUUUUUUAAAUUAUCUACGUAUUAAACCAUCGGAAAUUCUGUCAGAAAGAAAAAUGUGUCUUACUAGAAACAGUAAUGAGAAGAGCAAACAUUAGAAGAAACGCUACACUGCUAAACCAUAGAUAUCAGAUCCUGGACUAUGCGGACGACCUCGACGUAGCAGGGAGAAGCCUAAAAGAAGUCAGGGAGAUUUUCGAGGCAAUCAAAGAGGAAGCAAGGAAAGUAAGGCUCCAAAUUAAUGCAGACAAAAUUAAAUUUAUGGUAGUAUCCAGAUCUCAGGUAGCGAAGAGAAAGUAUGGACAAAGAUUAAUCAUAAGGCAAUACUCUUUCGAAGUAGUCAGCGAGUUCACUUACUUAGGCUCAGUUAUAUCAAAAGACAACAAUGAAGCAGCAGAAAUCAAGAGAAGAAUGGUCAAAGCCAACAGAGCAUACUUCAGCCUCGAACAACCAAAAUAAUAAUAUAUAAAACUCUUAUUAGGCCUAUUAUAACAUACGGAGCGGAAUGUUGGACGCUGAGGAAGACUGAUAUGGCAAACCUUGGA